UCGCGGCGGCCGGUCGUGUUGUGUAACAGACUAACAGUGUUGUGUUGGGAAACUGACCAGUCCCGAUCUGGGUCGGUCUGUCACACGCCAGUGAUGUUAAACAUGUAACACGGGGUCAGUGCUUGGUGUAGUGGGAUGUCAGUGAAUAGUGAAUGUGAUGUGGCAAAAUGUCGGGUGCCUACAUGUGGGAUCUGAUAGACCUAGUGCCGGUAUGGAAGAGGCUCCGAAGAUGCGGCAAGACCCUCCUGAGACGGCAGAGACGGUUGAUCAGGCGGAUUAAGAAGAUGUACCUUCACAGUUGGAGGUCCGACGAGCUCAGCAUGCUGGUCGGAUCCAAGGUGACGGGUGCCACGCCCCUCGUCAUCGCCUGCAGGAACGGCCACUAUGACGUCGCGGAGUACCUCAUUGAGCGGUGCAAGGCUGAUAUUGAGCAGCCUGGAUCAGUGACCUUUGACGGUGAAACGAUAGAGGGCGCACCGCCGCUGUGGUGUGCAGCCGCGGCCGGUCAUCUACCACUAGUGAGACUGCUAGUACGGGCAGGAGCUAACGUGAACUCCACGACAAGGACACACAGCACCCCCCUCAGAGCAGCCUGCUUUGAUGGACAUUAUGAAAUAGUGAGAUUCCUGGUGGAGAAUGGCGCAGACAUAGAAAUCGCGAAUCGUCAUGGCCACACCUGCCUAAUGAUCGCCUGCUACAAGGGCCAUAUCCACAUAGCCAAGUAUCUGCUCUCCCUCAACGCGGAUGUCAAUCGCAAGAGCGUGAAGGGCAACACGGCGUUACACGACUGUGCCGAGAGCGGAUCUCUCCACAUACUGCGGAUGCUGCUGAAACACGGCGCUACCAUGGACGUGGACUCGUACGGCAUGACGCCCCUUCUCGCUGCUUCCGUCACGGGCCACACGCACAUAGUGGAGCACCUCAUAUCGGAAGCCCUGGUGUCGCGGCAGCAACGGAUCGAUGCUCUCGAGCUGCUGGGCGCGACGUACGUCGACAAGCGGCGAGACAUGGUGGGCGCGCUCGCGCUGUGGAAGCGGGCGAUGGAUGACAGGUUCCCAGCAGACGGCGAACCAAUACCAAAACCCAAGGACGUGCCUCGAAUCGAGGCGUACGACUAUGCCGUGGAACCCUCAAACCCUCAACAGCUAGAAGAGUUGCUGGCUGACCCCGACGCGAUGAGAAUGCAAGCACUGGUCAUCAGAGAGAGGAUAUUAGGUCCCGCCCACCCGGACACAUCCUACUACGUGCGGUACCGAGGCGCGGUGUACGCCGACGCGGGCCGGUUCGCGCGCUGCCGGCAGCUGUGGCAUCACGCGCUCGACAUGCAACGAGCCGUGCUGCCGCCGCUGUCGCCGCUCACGCAGUCCAGCUUGUACAGCUUCGCCGAGCUGUUCUCCUAUAUGCUGGCUGAACGCGCGCGCCCGCCACUGCGAGGUCGUAUUAUCCCGCCGGUGACGUUCGACGACAUAGACCCAGUGUUCAGGAAGGCCCUAUCCGAGAUAGAUAGGGGCGUAGACCUGACCAUAGACAAGGAGCAAACACUAGGCACGCUACAGCGAGUGCUGGUUAUAUCGCUCCAUCUAGCGGCCAUUAUGGCGAGGCUUUUAGAGGAGCCGGAUUGUACUGAGGAGGUGUCUAGAAGAAUACAUAAGGCUGUAUAUACACUCGUUAAGUUAGAUAUUAAGGUUCGUCAAGGCCGCUCAGCUCUCCACGUGGCGUGUUCAACCGAGGCGGGGAGGCGCGGGGCGCUCACGGAGGGGGCGCCGGCGCGCGCGCUAGUCGCCCUCAUGCUGCGGCUGGGCGCGGCGCCCGACGCGAGAGACGCGGAUGGGAAUACGCCUCUGCAUCUUGUUGCCAAGAUAAACCCCUGCCCCGCCGACGUGUUCAGAGAGCUACUGGCGCACGGCGCACACAUAGACACAGUCAACUACGAGGGAGAAACGCCAGAGGAGAUACUCAAGUCCACCCAACAGAACAUAACCUCCAUAGUCAACCCGCUAAAGUAUACCACACUGAAAUGCCUCGCCGCACGCACCGUCAAAAACUAUAAACUACCUUACAGACAUGUUGUACCACAGUGCUUGCAUUCUACGAUUAUUACUCACUAAAUAUUAAGGUGGGGUGAAUGUAAACAGAAUACAAAUACAAUAAGGGGGUAAUUUGAGAAAAAAAAGUACGCGCAUUUUCGGGCCACAUUAACAUAGUAUGCCGGCAGGCCGCCGCCUGGCAGUUAAUUGGAAAAGACCACAUAAAAAUCCCCAGGCGAUUUUGUAGAUUUUGUAUCGACGGUCAAUGAUUGUCA
This is a messenger RNA of Aricia agestis (brown argus), 2302 nucleotides long. Its product is annotated as protein fem-1 homolog CG6966. Gene Ontology annotation, molecular function: protein binding. The transcript has 11 exons. Lineage: Eukaryota; Metazoa; Arthropoda; Insecta; Lepidoptera; Lycaenidae. The coding region runs from base 168 to 2108 and encodes 646 amino acids. The record is from RefSeq and is a predicted model, not a curated record.